AUGGCGCCACGCAAACGCACAGGACGUGCAGCGCACGAGCCAGCAUCGUUUGAAGAAUGCAUGGAGGCAGGUGUAGAUCAAGAGGAGCGCGGCGAGCGAUUUUCUGUGGGAGCCAAGGCGCAACGGCAUUGGGAGCAGGCCUAUGCGCUGUAUGAAAAGGCAGCAGCGUUCCAUCCGGCAUCCGCAGAUGCAUGGUACAAUGCCGCACGUGUCCAGUACAUGCUAGGUACACAGUUCCUAUUGCCCCCACAAGCUCAUGCGGCUUUGCUGCAAUCCUGCCAUUUGUACUCAGAAGCAUUGCAGCGCGUGCCUAUCCUGCAAGACGGUGUACCCUCUGCGUCACGACUAGAUGCUCUGUCCAACGGUGGGUAUGCCCUCCAAGCCUUAGCGGAAGUGAUCGAUGAAUUUGGAUGCAUGGGUAGUGAGGCAGCCUGCCAGGAUACCCUGGCCAAGGCAUCAAGUCAGGUUCCUCUCACAGCCGCAAUGCCUGCGCCUUUGUACAUGGCUGCAUCACAUUGGUUUGCCGAGGUAGCGCAAGGCCAGCGGCAAGUAUUGCAAAGCAGUUGGACAGGCAGUGUCGAAGACACGACAGUCCCACCGCCACAGCCGGACGCAAAACCGGUGGAAGACGAAGAUGAAGACGCAUAUACCACUAGCUUGGUAGCCCCUAGCUCUCUCCUUGAGUCGUACCUGGAUGAAAUUCGGUGCCAUCAAGCUCUUAUACCACAUGCAACAUGCCUAGCUGAUAUAGAGCAGUUGCAGUCCGCCAUUCAUUCAGUGUGUGCACAAGCACAAGCGUAUAUGGCAUCCUUGGAGCCUGGAUUUGGUGCUGCACAAAGCCCAACGCAUGCAUGGGACGAGCAAGUGAAGUCUCUCGAGCUCGUUCCUAUCGCCACGCAGAUUGCAGCGAUGCAACGAAGCAGAGACAUGGGCGUCGCCCUAUCUCUGGAGAGUCUUGCUCGCCUCGAACAGACCGUGCAGGCAAUAGCGGCCACAUUGUGUGAAAAUGCACCGCCAGCACAAUCACUUACGGCUGUACGUCUGGGCUCCGAUGCGGAAGCACGUAUUCAGCAGUGCGAAUCCCAUGCUGAGCGAUUGUGUGAUGUGAGCGAUUAUGCGCACGACCUGGCCCGCAUACGUAUUCAGCUUCUCGCAGAGGGUGAUACAGCGUCAGCGGAGCAGGCUUGGGUGCUGGGAGGCUGCGCUGCCAAGUGCGUGUUGGCAGCUGUGGCUGCUUUCGAGACGCCCACGCAAAAUGCUGUGCGGUCUAUGGGUCUCUCCACCUCGUGGGUCCCUAUGGGAUCUAUCCAGCCUCCUAUGAGCAAUACAUCGACGCUUAUUUCGCGUACGCGAGCAUCUAUGUAUGGUGAACUGGCCUCAAUUUCUCUCACUCGAGCGCAUGACCUAUUGGUAGCAGCCUAUGAGCCAGCCGCUGGCAGCCGUGCCAAGCUCCUAGACAAUGCACGUAUUUAUGCAAGACGCGCACUCGCAGAUGAUGGCCUCACGUGGGUCUACCAGGUACCUCCUCCGCCAUCGGAGCCUACCAAUGCGCUGGGCGAGGAAAGGGCCGUGCCGUUGAUCAAUGCAAGGGCACUCGCACAUGCCUAUCCAGACGGUGGCUGGGAAAGCCUAGUCCGGGACGCGAGACUCCUGUAUACAUGCGUUAGAGCUACCUGGCUACGAGGGCAAUACAAUGGCAACCAAGAGAACGACGCAGAACUGAUGGCGUUGGCCUACGCCAUGUGGUCGCUCGUCCAUCGCCAGGAUGCCUACGCAACGCUACUCUCCGACUCCACAUUGCUGCAGGCCUGGCUGGACGAAGACGUGGUGCCAUUGCCGCCUAGGGAACACGAGUUUUGGUGGCAAAAUUGGCGCCCAGCCUUGACACUUCCUAGCGCAAAUUUCAUUGCGCAGCAGUGA
Malassezia pachydermatis is the source of this 1920-nucleotide messenger RNA. RefSeq lists its product as hypothetical. The coding region runs from base 1 to 1920 and encodes 639 amino acids. The transcript is spliced from 3 exons. NCBI's taxonomy places the organism in Eukaryota, Fungi, Basidiomycota, Malasseziomycetes, Malasseziales, Malasseziaceae. Gene Ontology annotation, molecular function: protein binding. The record is from RefSeq and is a predicted model, not a curated record.